Drosophila pseudoobscura is the source of this 589-nucleotide messenger RNA. RefSeq lists its product as uncharacterized. The coding region runs from base 94 to 402 and encodes 102 amino acids. NCBI's taxonomy places the organism in Eukaryota, Metazoa, Arthropoda, Insecta, Diptera, Drosophilidae. The transcript has a single exon. The record is from RefSeq and is a predicted model, not a curated record.
ACUUUCCAAUCAAGUGUGACGUUUGAAUCCAUCAAGCAGAUAUAUUAAUUUCGAAAAAAAGGUAGAUAGAAAAGAAAACAUUUAUUUUUUAGCAUGACAGUCUACAAACAGUAUAGUCGCGCCAAGCCCUACCUGCCGAAAGACCCGAAAAAACACAAUCUCGGACAUCAAUCCUUCACCCCCUCCUAUGAGAAGGACGCUCCAAAGAUGAGUCUGCUGAUGUGCUGGCACUACGGCCGCAAAUGGCUGGAGGAGUCCAAGGAGUUCCACGAGAAGAUCGCGAGAAAAGAGCGAGGCUUUAUACAACCCGGCAUCGAAGGCUGGCUGCAGAAACGCAUGACAGCCGCGAUGCGUCGUGCUAAUAAUCUGGACCCUAUUCAGAAGAAGCCUAAAUGGGGAUAACCAUAUGGUCAAAGACCAUGGAGCUUGUACAACAGUUAACUCAAGUUAAAAGAAAAGAAAAGAAAAAGAAAUAAUUGUACAAUCAAGAGCCAACCAAAGCUUUUAUUCGUUGAUCGAGUUAUUCAGUUACCUAAUUGAUUCGUGUUCAUUUCUUGAUUCUAAAUAAAACAUACUAGCUCAAAGAAAC